AGUCACGCUUUACAAGGCAGCCACAGAAGAGACGUCAAGAGGAGGACCUAGCGAAAGAGAGAGAGAGAGUGAGAGAGGGGAGGAAAAAAAUCCCGCUCUCCGUUCUGCCGCCUCUCUUCGAGCAUCUAGCGAAGAGGAGCGCGGAGGGGGACACCUCAAAAAAGCGGCUUGGCACAUUUCCUUGCCGCCUCGCCUGGCCAUUUCUGCGGCAGGAGAGCUGCCCCACGGCCCCUCUAUCACUGACCACAAGAAGUAGCACCAGGAGAAGACGAUCACAAUCCUCGUCGGGAUGCUUAACAACCUGACUGACACAGAGGAGGGGGACGGGGGAGCGCAAAACCAGGGUGACAAUAACCCCAAGGAGAGCAGCCCCUUUAUCAACAGCAGCGAUGCAGCGGCCGAGAAGAGCCAGCAGUACGAUGGCAAGCACAUGGCCCUGUUUGAGGAGGAAAUGGACACCAGUCCCAUGGUGUCGUCUCUGCUCAGCAGCCUGGCCAACUACUCCAACCUGCCGCAAGGGAGCAAGGAGCACGAGGAGGCCGAGAACAACGAGGCUGAGCCGUCCCGCAAGAAACCCGUCAAGGCCCCCCAGCUCGGCACUCUGAUGGGCGUCUACCUGCCCUGCAUCCAGAACAUCUUUGGCGUCAUCCUCUUCCUCAGGAUGACCUGGCUUGUCGGGAUCGGAGGGAUCAUUGGAACCUUCGUCAUCGUCUUCAUGUGCUGCACCACCACCAUGCUGACUGCCAUCUCCAUGAGCGCCAUUGCUACCAAUGGAGUCGUGCCAGCUGGAGGCUCGUACUACAUGAUAUCCCGUUCGCUGGGCCCCGAGUUUGGGGGCGCCGUGGGCAUCUGUUUCUACCUGGGGACCACUUAUGCCGGAGCUAUGUACAUCCUGGGUGCCAUCGAGCUGCUCCUGAUCUACAUUGUACCCAAGGCGGCCAUUUUCCCGCUGGAGGGGCUGGAGGGCGCCGAGGCGGAAGCAGCCCUGCUAAACAACAUGCGGGUGUACGGCACCAUCCUGCUCACGUCCAUGGCCACCGUGGUGUUUGUCGGUGUCAAGUAUGUCAACAAGUUGGCUUUGGUCUUCCUGGCCUGCGUCAUUCUUUCCAUCUUGGCCGUCUAUGCCGGCGUUAUCAAGACUGCCGUGGAUCCCCCCGAAUUUCCCGUUUGUUUGCUGGGCAACCGCACGCUCGUGUCCAAGUCAUUCGACGUGUGCGCCAAGACGGUGGAAACGGCCAACGGGACCGUGACCACGCAGCUGUGGCGUAUGUUUUGUGAUUCGCCCCUGCUCAAUGCCACCUGCGACAAAUACUUUGUGGCCAACAACAUAACUAAGAUCCAGGGCAUCCCCGGAGUCACCAGCGGCCUCUGGACAGAGAACCUGUUUGCGACGUACUACGAGAAGGGCGAUCUGAUCGCCCGGAUCAACAUGGAGUCCGCGGAGGACGUAGAUGACCCCCUGACCAACGCCAAUCGCUACGUGCUGGCCGACAUCACCAGCUUCUUCACGCUGCUGGUUGGCAUCUACUUCCCUUCAGUGACAGGAAUCAUGGCCGGCUCCAACCGCUCGGGUGACCUGCGCGACGCCCAGAAGUCCAUCCCGGUCGGAACGAUCGCGGCCAUCACCACCACUUCCUUUGUCUACAUGUCCAGCGUCAUUCUGUUCGGCGCCUGCAUCGACGGCGUGGUCCUCCGAGACAAGUUUGGGGAAGGAGUGCACGGGAACUUGGUGAUCGGCACGUUGGCGUGGCCAUCGCCUUGGGUCAUUGUGAUCGGCUCCUUCUUCUCCACCUGCGGGGCCGGACUGCAGAGCCUGACGGGGGCGCCGCGUCUUCUCCAGGCCAUCGCCAAGGAUGGAAUCGUCCCCGCGCUACGGAUCUUUGGACAUGGGAAAGCCAACGGGGAGCCCACAUGGUCCUUGCUGCUCACCGCCCUCAUCUGCGAGACCGGCAUCCUCAUCGCCUCCCUGGACUCGGUGGCUCCCAUCUUGUCCAUGUUUUUCCUAAUGUGCUACAUGUUCGUCAACCUGGCCUGCGCCCUACAGACUCUACUACGGACCCCCAACUGGCGGCCCCGCUUUAAGUUCUACCACUGGACUCUCUCUUUCCUGGGUAUGAGCUUGUGUCUCACGCUCAUGUUCCUCUGCUCCUGGUACUACGCCAUUGUUGCUAUGGUGAUUGCCGGUUCCAUCUACAAGUAUAUUGAGUUUGCCGGUGCGGAGAAGGAGUGGGGUGACGGCAUUCGAGGUCUGUCCCUGAGCGCCGCACGUUACGCUCUUAUGCGUCUGGAGGAAGGUCCCCCCCACACCAAGAACUGGAGGCCCCAGCUGCUGGUGCUGGUGAGCGUGGAUGCCGAGCAGAACGUGGAACAGCCCAGGCUGCUUUCGCUCACCAACCAGCUGAAGGCGGGCAAGGGCCUGACCAUCGUGGGCACAGCCCUGGUGGGCACCUACCUGGACAAUUACGAACACAGUCAGAAGGCCGAGCAGGCGCUGCGUAAACUGAUGGAGACGGAGAAGGUGAAGGGCUUCUCUCAGGUGACCGUGUCGUCCAACCUGCGCGACGCCACCUCCCAUCUGCUCCAGGCCAGCGGCCUGGGCGGACUCAAGCAUAACGCCGUGCUGGUGUCGUGGCCGCGCAAUUGGAAACAAGGCGACGAGCAUCAGACCUGGAGGAACUUUGUCGAGUUGGUGAGAGAAACCACUGCAGCUCACCUGGCCUUGCUGGUACCUAAAAACAUUGCGGCUUUCCCAUCCAACGGCGAGCGCUUCACCGAGGGCCACAUUGACGUGUGGUGGAUUGUCCAUGACGGAGGCAUGCUGAUGCUGCUUCCCUUCCUCCUGCGCCAGCACAAGGUUUGGAGGAAGUGCAAGAUGCGCAUCUUCACCGUGGCGCAGAUGGACGACAACAGCAUCCAGAUGAAAAAGGACCUGACCACCUUCCUCUAUCAUCUCCGUAUCGACGCCAUGGUGGAAGUGGUGGAAAUGCACGACGGCGACAUUUCGGCAUACACCUACGAGAAGACCCUGGUAAUGGAACAACGCUCGCAGAUGCUCAAGCAGAUUAACCUGACCAAGACGGAGCGUGAGAGGGAGAUCCAGAGCAUUACUGACUCAUCCCGUGGGUCCAUUCGGCGCAAGAACCCAGCCUCUGUCACGACCCAGCUGAGUGUGAGCGAAGAACCGCCAGAGGAGAAGGAGGAGAAGCCCGAGGAGGAGUCAAAGUCGGCCUCUCCCCCUGUGCCCCCCCCUGCCCAGGUGCAGCUCAUCCACGACAACACCACCCCGACCAGCCCCGCUACCGCUGCACCCCCACCGGCCCCGGCCGAGGUGGCCCAGAGCCCCGGGGAGCAGGUUCAAAUGACCUGGACGGAGAAGUGCGACGGCGACGCCAGCAAGCCGGCCGGCGCUGCCACACCGUGCGGCAUCAAGGACAUCUUCAACAUGAAGCCUGAAUGGGAGAACCUGAACCAGUCCAAUGUGCGACGCAUGCACACGGCGCUGCGACUCAACGAGGCCAUCAUGAAGAAGUCCUCGGAGGCCAAGCUGGUCCUACUCAACAUGCCCGGGCCACCCAAGAACCGGACGGGUGACGAGAAUUAUAUGGAGUUCCUUGAGGUCCUCACCGAAGGUCUCAACCGGGUCCUUCUGGUCCGCGGAGGCGGACGCGAGGUCAUCACCAUCUAUUCCUGAAAAAGCACCCCCGCCCCACCCCUCCCCUUCCCUCCAACCAACCUGACCAUGACCAAUCCCCCCCACCACCCGCCAGUCCUGCUCCUGUCUCACCCAACUCACUCAAUGCUGCUUCAUCUGCUUCAUGUCGCACUCACUGUUUAACGGCAUAUCAUACCCAACAGGCAGCCCGACUCGGCGAGCAGAAUCGCACCGGGUCCAGCUGUAGCUGUUGGUUCCGUCUCGGUUAGCGUCGGCCAAGCCGUGGCUGCGAAUGCAUGCAAACUUGGCUUUUCCGUUCCAAUCGGUGUCGUUUGCAAAAGGUGAGGAAAAAAAGGCAAAGAAGAUGCUUAAAAGGUCUCCCGUUGUCGGGACCUUAGCCCGCCGCUAAGACGACCACCAGCCAAGAAAGGGGUCUUCACGUACAAACUGUGAACUCCACGCAGCGUCGUUUGCCCAACUGUAUGUGCCAAAAACAAAAAGAGGGAAACAAAUCGUUCUUUUUUUUUUCCAAAACAAUGAAAUAUCAACGGCUUUGUUUUUUAAUUUGACACAAAAAAACAACAACUCUCACAUAAGACCAAAGAUACCAAAUCCCCAAGGACCGCUUGUGCACAUUUGAGAUGUUUCCCUUUUCCAACACACCUAAUGAUCUGCUCCUCAUCAAUCUCUGCCGGAGCCUGAUAACGAUCCCAAUCGUUUGGAUCAAAUGUGAAGCAUCUAAAACAUGCAGGAUAGCAGCCCCUGAGGACCGCAGUUCGAUACUUGGUUAAUAGAGUUUGGUUGUGUGCGCUUCAUUCAAAACAAUGCAAUCACAC
Molecule: messenger RNA, 4488 nt
Organism: Syngnathus acus (greater pipefish)
Lineage: Eukaryota; Metazoa; Chordata; Actinopteri; Syngnathiformes; Syngnathidae
Gene: slc12a5a
Product: solute carrier family 12 member 5a
Exons: 26
Coding region: 290-3691 (1133 amino acids)
Biological process (GO): chloride transmembrane transport; chloride ion homeostasis; cell volume homeostasis
Cellular component (GO): membrane
Molecular function (GO): potassium:chloride symporter activity
Source: RefSeq, a predicted model, not a curated record